CGCGCGUAAACCACCGCCCGUUGCUCCCCUUCACCAUUCAUUCGACGUGAAAAUUUCGUACAGUUCGGUCAAUUGUCAAUUCCAUUGUAAAUCAAUUAUAUCGAGAACGUGUAAGCAAAUUAUAGAAUAUGGCCCGUACCAAGCAAACAGCCCGUAAAUCAACCGGAGGCAAGGCGCCCCGAAAGCAGUUGGCCACCAAAGCUGCCCGUAAAUCUGCACCGUCCACGGGAGGCGUUAAGAAGCCACAUCGCUACCGUCCUGGUACCGUGGCCCUGCGUGAGAUCCGUCGUUACCAAAAGUCGACUGAACUGCUCAUCCGCAAGCUGCCCUUCCAGCGUUUAGUACGUGAGAUUGCUCAGGAUUUCAAGACCGAUCUGCGUUUCCAGUCGGCUGCCAUUGGAGCUCUUCAGGAGGCCAGCGAAGCAUACUUGGUGGGUCUGUUCGAGGACACCAAUCUGUGCGCUAUUCAUGCCAAGCGCGUCACCAUCAUGCCUAAGGACAUCCAGCUGGCCAGACGUAUCCGAGGCGAGAGGGCCUAAAUUUCCAGAUCCGCCAUCUUGGAUUGGAAAAACAGUGGCGGCAAAAACAACGACGCACAGCUGUAUUUUGAAGAGGAAGGAGGAGUGGAGGUGGGGAAGCCCUCACCAGCAGCUGCCGCCGCUUAGUUCUAAACACUAAUUUUAUUUACCGAUAAGUAACAAAUAUACAAACUUAACAUGUUCAAAUAAAAUCGAAAUCUUUUUUUGAAGUCCA
Molecule: messenger RNA, 753 nt
Organism: Drosophila ficusphila
Lineage: Eukaryota; Metazoa; Arthropoda; Insecta; Diptera; Drosophilidae
Product: histone H3.3A
Exons: 2
Coding region: 129-539 (136 amino acids)
Cellular component (GO): nucleosome
Molecular function (GO): protein heterodimerization activity; structural constituent of chromatin; DNA binding
Source: RefSeq, a predicted model, not a curated record